Ochlerotatus camptorhynchus is the source of this 2235-nucleotide messenger RNA. RefSeq lists its product as uncharacterized. The record is from RefSeq and is a predicted model, not a curated record. NCBI's taxonomy places the organism in Eukaryota, Metazoa, Arthropoda, Insecta, Diptera, Culicidae. The coding region runs from base 1420 to 2235 and encodes 271 amino acids. The transcript has 2 exons.
UCAUAGGUUUUUGUCAUUUAUGUUAUAUAUUCAGAACCUUCACGUUUCUUGUGCAAAAACAGUAGUAUACCACAGAAGUGAUAGGGUUCUGUACCGCUGUGAAAAUGUUGUGCCGUUACGUUAUGUCCACCAUAGAGCUACAAACAACUAUACAAACAAGAAUGACGGGAUGACGGGAUGAAGGAAAAUUGGGAGAAAGAACGGCCAUUGCCCAAAAUCGGCCUCUUUUAAUAUCAGGCGUCCGUGUGCUAAGACGCAUUUUAAUUAGCUAAGUGCAGUGGUUGCUGUUUUUGAACGUGAACCAGGACCCCCCCCCCCCUAGCAACAGCUAGUGUGCGCUAGGGAAAUUUAACGUUCAGGACCUCUUUUUUAUAUUGGACCUUAAAAAGGUCAUCCGUCAGCACACGGCCGGCUCGGGAAAUAUUGGAAACAGUUUCCGAGCCGAAACACUACUAUCUGGCCAAUCGCAAAAUAGUUUUCCCUUCUCGGCUUGACCAAGGUGGCCUUGCCACGGUCGGCCGAUCGUGCCAACGAAGGACGACGCCUGCUAUCCCAUCGUCCAGCAACGCCCGCUGGCCUGUCAUCCGCUCGCUUCGCCAAUCUGGCGAGAGUUCCGGCCGCACAGUAGGACAGGAGUCACUGUGUUGGCCAUCCCGAUUUACCAUCAACGGCAGCAGCGGUAUGUACCGGUACAGUAAAUAACACGAUUAGGCUACACGACACAAAUUACACGAAAUUAUAAACACAGAACAACACGCACACAACACAGAAAGUGGCAAAUAAAAGCAUCUAAAGAAAAGUGAAAGUUCUUCGUUUUUGUAUCGCGAAACCCUUUGAUUACCCGGUAGCUAGCCGACCCUGGGUGUUCCGGAGCUUGCUCUUGUCGCCUGAGUCGACCGGGUGCUGUAUGUUUGAUCUCCGAGUAGGUAGUUGGUGAGUGCUGAGUUCUUACAUCAGUUAUACUUGGCGCCCAACUAAAAGUCCGCGAAAGGUAAUCAAGGGUCCGUCGUAGUAUACAAAAAUCUAAGGAUUUUUCCGACGGGAGGUGGCAGAGAUCCGUGCUUGCACGUAUGUUUGUCUCCACUUCACUUUUUAGCACUUUGGUGAAAUUUUUGCGAAACUCGAAGUGUUUUUCAUUAAAAGAGGUCCUGAACCCAAUUUGCUACCGAUUGUUGUUUUUUUCAUUGCUAAAUUCGUUGAUGUUGGUUAUUUUUGUUUUUUUUUUAUCGCGAAUCGUUUAUGUGUAAAAAAAAAUCAUAAAUCAUAAUUGAACUUUAUUUAUUUCAUGUCCAAUCAUCACGACAACAAUCGCGCACUAUUUGUAAUGAUGUUUAUCACUGUUUGUUUUGAUCCGCAUACGCGAUGUUUUUAUACAAAUUUAUUUUAACCCACUACCCACACCACUGAUUCUCCACAACAAUGACACGCAAGAAACUAGCAAAGGCUCAAACAAAUUAUGAGCCAAUUACCUGGCAAGCAGAGGAGUACGAUGCAGAUGAUUCGGACCUGGAGGAAUCACUUGGGAUUCCUAGGCUGCUCCCAUCUUCACAUCCCAACUAUCCGCUAGAGGAGUUGGAACUGGACCUCGAAGAAACUCUGUUUACAUUGAGGAAUCAGAGGACAGAAGGCCGCCUCAUGCCAGAAGACGUAAGUAAACUUAAACGAAUUAUGAACCUGUUUUUGCGUGACAUGAACAUCAUCACUAGUGACAUUAAUUCACGAUUUUUACCACCUAGCGCGACAUGCGAAUACAGGGAACCCGAGUCGGACCCGGAAUCAGAUAUUGUGCUGAUAGUUCCCAGCUCUGACUCGGAAGAUUUAGAUCCGUCCUCCAGCAAAUCCGAUUCAGAUUCGGAUGAUGUGCUUCAGGUCAAAAAGGGAACGUACAGAAGCCCCAUGUCACGCAAUAGUUCCGGCUUUUACAGCCAGGAAAAUACCAGUAAGUCGAAGCUUCCUUCUUCGAACUGUCCUCGCGACUUACCUGGUAGAGCUUUCCAAACUUCAAACUCACUAACUUCGAACCCCGAAUCCCAAAGAAAGCAAACCCGAUCUUUCAAGAUCAGGAAAAAGGCCACAAAGUAUAUUCAAGAGGAACCUACGGCCAAAGAACUGUGCAGUAAAUUUAUAUCGAUUUUGGAACUUGAACAUUCUAGGAAUAUUCCGCGUUCCGGAUGCACACCUGGAACCCAAACCCAUUCUUUCAAACACCACAAAAAGAAAAACAAAUCGUUCUAA